Molecule: messenger RNA, 2616 nt
Organism: Penicillium oxalicum
Lineage: Eukaryota; Fungi; Ascomycota; Eurotiomycetes; Eurotiales; Aspergillaceae
Exons: 3
Coding region: 1-2616 (871 amino acids)
Biological process (GO): actin cytoskeleton organization
Molecular function (GO): small GTPase binding; actin binding
Source: RefSeq, a predicted model, not a curated record
AUGUAUUCGAACAACACGGGGCCCCAAAUCUUCGACGACGCCGACCGCGCCCCCGCCAGAUCCUCGGUCUUUCGAGCGAUCAUGUCGAGGCCGCAUAAACGAAACCAGUCCGCAGACGAUGCCAUUCCUCCACAAUACAAGAAUAGCAAGCCCACGGGCACUAUUCCAUUUCCAUGGGCCGACAACCCCGAUCUGCCGCCGGGCCACCUCCCUUUGGCAGAGAUAGUACCUAAUUGCGAAACUCGCAGCAACUAUCCGUCCUCGACCAAGUCAGGAAGCAAAGACAACAAAAGAUCACUCCACAAGAAAACAAAAAGCGCCGUGUCGCUCAAGUCAUUGCGGAACUACAUGGAGCGAAAGGAUAACAAGCCGGAAGACAGCCCAGCCAUCCCGGCUGCGCAUCCAGAGCCAAAGAAGACCAAAUCGACCAACAGCCUGUCUGCUAUCCUGAAGCGAUCCCACCGUGGCCGCAAGACGGAUGCCACGCAACAGGGUCGAGACAAGGAGAAUCGAAAUCCCGUCGAUUUGGUCGAAAACAUGCCAUCGCCUGUUUGGCCUCAAGAAAGUGGGUCUUAUGAGGCUAUGAGGUCUGGGUCGCGCCACAAUUUUGGCGCUGAUAGACCACGCAGUAUUGCCGAUGAGGUGGCUUUGUACACGCCCAAUGCCUAUAGCCCCGCUCAGCAGCGCAACUUUUGUGAUUACCAGCAGCCAUCUCUGACUAAACAGGCCGGUACACAGGCACGGAUGGAAUCCGACAUCCCUACUGGAAGCCAGAGAGUAAAGGACAGUGAGAGGCAGCAGCGAACGGCCUCAGGCGGUAGUGAUAACAGCAACGGAAGAGGUGACGGCUCUUCGUUGAAGGGCCAGGCGCUUGACAGAGCCAGGAAGAUGUCAGUCCCGGCGUCUCCAGUAAUGCCUCCAAAGGAACAGGCAAACACAAAGCGACUUUCUCGCGUGCAAGCCGCGAUUUCGGCUUUUAAUGCGAAGGAACGAGAUGCUGAUGUUCAGAAGCAUUUGAGCUCUAAAGAUCUCGAGAGUGAAUUCGAGAAGCUCCUAGACGCGCGCAACAUUCCCCACAAUAUGCGAGACAAAAUGCGGUCCCUAGAUACCAACAUCAAGGCAGAUUUCAUUCAGAAAGAUCGCACGGAGCUUGGAACCCCUGUCAGUGCUGCUGCCCCCGACAGUCGGCGUGGACGAGGCAAAGAAGAGAAAGAUCCUCAGGACCGCAAGGGCUCACGGUCACGCUCCCGAAGCCGGGGCUUUACAUUCGGCCGAGGCUCCUCUUCGCCGGGCAAGAAAGCUCGGCCUGAGAGCGGAUCGUUCCAUCGGCCCAGAUCUGUGGAUCUUUCACAGCCCGUAGGCGUCUACACCACGCUGGGCGGCGCUGUUUCCACCGGAUCACUCGCCGAAGCGGCGGUGGUCGACACGGCGGCCGAUCCGUCUGACUUUGUUCAUUAUCUGAGGGAGAUCCAGAAGCCCGAGAUGAUCGAGGUGGGCAAGUUGCACAAACUGCGACUUCUCUUGCGGAACGAGACCGUGAGCUGGGUGAAUGGAUUCAUCGCAGAAGAAGGCAUGGACGAGAUUGUCCAAUUGAUCUAUCGGAUCAUGAAGAUGGAAUGGAGGGAGGAUCAUGAAGAUACGCUUCUGCAUGAAGCACUGCUGUGUCUGAAGGCGCUUUGCACCACCUCCAUUGCCCUAGCCCAUCUGGACAGCAUUCAAGGCGAGCUCUUCCCAGCUCUCCUCAAGAUGCUUUUCAACGAGGAAAAAAAGGGUCCCAGUGAAUUCACCACAAGGGGCAUUAUCAUCAACUUGCUCUUCACCCACCUUGAGGCACCUCAUCCGCACGAAGCCUCGGCUCAGCGCGCGCAGAGAAUUCUUGCCUGGCUACGGGACCCAUCGCCGGAAGACGCUAGCCAGCCGGUCUCGUUUAUUGCCAACAUCUACCAGUCGCGACCGUACCGAGUAUGGUGCAAAGAAGUCACUAAUGUGACCAAGGAAGUUUUCUGGAUCUUCCUGCAUCACCUGAAUGUCAUCCCCCUCCCUAAAUCAGGACCUCCAUCGGGGGAUUCAUUCACAGAGAAGAAAGUCUCCUCGGACGGUCGUUCCUAUCAAGAGCGCCAUUUCCCUACUCCUCGCCCACCGGUGCCUGCUGCUCCUUAUGUCGGAGGCGUUGAAUGGGACGCGACCAAUUACCUCGCUGCCCAUUUGGAUCUCCUCAAUGGACUGGUUGCUUGCCUGCCCACAACACAAGAACGCAAUCAGCUUCGCUCCGAACUUCGCGCCUCGGGCUUUGAGAAGGUCAUGGGAGGAAGCUUGCGAACGUGCAAGGAGAAAUUUUACUCUGCGGUUCAUGAAUGUCUUCGCACGUGGGUGGCAGCUGCUCUGGAAGAUGGCUGGCCUUACUUGAUGGUGCGCGAGGGUCCGCCUCGUGCGGAAUCUACAUCGCCUACCAAGUCCCCCAAGAAGUCUGCGCCGGGGAGCCCCAAGAAAGGUCUCCUGGACGACAAACCGCCACAACUCAACUUGGCACUUAAUUUCACCGAGUCGCGAGUCUCGGGUCCCUUGGGUCCGUUGGGCCCUUUGACCCCUUCCAGCGAUCUCUCUCGCUGGCUCUGA